Molecule: messenger RNA, 1518 nt
Organism: Pararge aegeria (speckled wood butterfly)
Lineage: Eukaryota; Metazoa; Arthropoda; Insecta; Lepidoptera; Nymphalidae
Exons: 6
Coding region: 53-775 (240 amino acids)
Source: RefSeq, a predicted model, not a curated record
CAUCCGCUGGUACAAGGCUGAGACGGAGUUCUACCGGUACGUGCCGCGGGAGAUGCCGCCCACCAUGGUGUUCCCACUGCCUGGAGCCUCGGUCGACCUAGCACAGUCGGACUACCAGCAAGUGCGAAUAGUGAACCUAAACCGGCGCCUCAGUGGGGACUACCAGUGCGAGGUGUCAGCUGACGCCCCCCUCUUUCACACUGACAUCCGCUCCGCGCCGCUCACUGUUGUCGAUCCGCCGUUUCGAGCACCACGUCUGUCUGUCUCCCAGCGAAGCUACGCCAGGGGGGAUGCCAUCAGAGCCAACUGCUCCGUGGAUGAGGCCUACCCCGCACCCAACAUCACGUGGAUCCUGGACAACCAUAAGAUAGCAGAGACGAUAUCGUGGCGGACGUCGGACCAAGACUUCAAGGAGCGCGGAGCCUUCAGCCAGAUGGAGCUUACGAUCCUCGAGGCGGAGCAUUACAAAGUGGGCCUGACGUACACCAGCGCCAGUCUGAACAGGGUCUAUCAGGAUCACUACAUCUACGACCGGGAGAUGGAGGACGAUCGCGAUGUUGUUAGAUAUACGAUGGUGCCGCCUCCGACUGGGCAGUUCGCCCUGGGCUGUGUGGCCACCAUCUUCGACAUCUACGCGCGCAAGAGUGAGCCAAUCUACAUCCGAGAGGAAGCUCCGCAUCCAGCUUCCGUUACAGGAGAAGACUCGUCAGGUACAACCGCAAACUACAGCGUCCUCCUCACAAGCCUCGCUUGCGUCACUCUCGCCUCGUUAUGAUUACAACGUCGCAGCAUCCCGUAAGAUCUUAAGGAAACUGAAUGUUGUGAUAGACAUUAAGGACCUUUUUGUCUGAGCCACAUUUAUUUGUUCGUGUACAAAACAUUUAUGUUAUCAAAUGGUAUCUAUUCUUUAUCAUCACACGUUGUAUAUUAUUUAAUGCAAUAUCUUUUUUAAACUAAGUUUAAUAAUUAUUGACAUAUAGAUAAGAGAAAAAUGUCCUAAAAAGGGCCACCUUGUGUCCAUCGAACUGUGACGUGGGUGUUAAGCCUUAUGAAUGUGCUUGUAAUUUGACCGGCUUCUAUUCUCUUCAGUCUGAAACACAUCAAUGCUGAAAUUCCACGGGCGAGUUUUGAUAAACAUCUGCUACUUCUAAAUAAGUGCUUAUAUUAUGUGCGUCUCUUACCAUUUACCAUUUUUUUUUAGUUUCAUUCUAGCAUGCUCCAAAUAGAAGUUUACACAAGCCACUUAGGCACUGUUAAUAAUGAUUUAAUAUUUUUACUUUGGACAUACUUAUUUUCAUCAUUGUAGAGUAAACAUUUAUCUACUACACUCUAAAAGUCUUUCGUGGUUUGUCACCAAUAAUCUUCCAGAUUGCCAAUAUAGUUAAUGUCGCCUAUGUUUAACUUGCGAGAAGCUUGACAAUGUAUUUGGCAAAUAUUUGUGGUUCUUACAUAUUGGUCUUGCUAAAGUAAUAAUAAAUAGUUGAUACGUACAAUCGGCAGCCAAAGUUUAUACGUAAA